AAAGAAACGAAGGACGAACGGGAAUGAGAGAAAAGAAAAAGGGCGCGAGAUACAGAAGAGGGGGUGAGUCGGUUCAGUGAGUCAAGCGACCGAGUCAAAUUAUCUAAAAAUCCAAAAUCCCCAACUUCGCAGCCCACAUCCAAAAGGAAAGCACAACAGGAGGGUGUGGCAAUAGCCAAAAAAUGGUGAACGAGGAGAUGAUUGUAUUUGUUACCACACCAUCCGUCCAUCCUUCUCUAACCCUAAAACCUCUUUAUCCUUAUAACCCUUCUCUUCCUUUCUUUUUCCCCCCCUCUACGAAAAUCAUUAUACUCUUCUUUCACAUCAUCACCGAACCUAUUUACCUUAGUCUCUCUUCUUUUCUCUCUUUCCCCCCUUCCUCUCCUUUUUUAUUUUCCCUUCUCUUUUGUGGGUUCCUGGGUUUCUUCUUUAUUGCCAUCUCUAGGAGGAUUAGUGAUCUUGUUGGAGCAUCCUUCUGGGCAAGAUAGCUAAUAACGAUUUUAUCACCAUGGAAGAGUUUUCUGGUAUUCGUCUUAAUGGUGUGAACAAUGCUGUGAAGAAGAAGAGGAGUCGGCCUUGUCGUAGGCCUCAUCCUGAUUCACAGUCUUUUUCUGAAAGUCAAGAUCACUUGCCUUUGUCAUCAACACCGCCAUCAGAUGAUGUGAGCAAGGUCUCUAGCAAUGAGAGUGCUGGUGGUGAUGCUAAUUCAAAGCGGAAAGAAGCCAAUCUUAAUCAAUAUGUUUCUAAGAUUUCUCCUGAUACUGGUUUUGAAGUUGAGAAAACUCAUAAAAGAAAGAAAGAAGACAGAGGGUUCAAUGCGUUUUAUGACAAUGAGCCUGGGCGAAGUGGGUCAAAUAGUAAGCGUUCUAGCAAGGGUGUACUUGCUCCUGCUAACUGGAAAAGCACAAGCAAGGGGAAGGAGUGGUCGGAAUUAGAGUCGAAGGAUGCUGAGAUUCAGAGUUCAGUGCAAGCUGUUACUGAUAGUAAUGAAAGCAAGGUUAAAAAGGUUAAACUCAAGGUUGGAGGAGUCAUGCGCACAAUUCAUGCCAACUUGGCAGCUAAUGGGUUGCCAGAAACCGUGUCUUCUGCGAGGAAGAACAAUCUCCAGGGAAGUACCAAUGAUGGGCACUCGCCUACUGAUAGGAGUGGUUUGCAAGGCGUACCCUGGAAAGAUUUCUCCAAAGGUGGAUUUGGUUUUGUGAAAGAGGAUUCUUUGGUGGGAAGGACUUCUGGAAAGAAUAUCUCUGGUAAACUAGGAGACCAUGCUGGCACGGUUCGUAAAAGCAAGCGGGUCCCUAACAGACGUCUACUUGAUGGGGAAUUCAGUGAAGAUGACAAUGAUGAUGAGAUCCGCUACAUGGAAAAACUUAGGACUUCAAAGAUUAGUCCAGAAUAUAAGGAAGAUGAAUCUAGUAAGAAACAGAAAAAGAUCUCUACGGUUUCCAACAUAGAAAAUUUUGGCAUGUCAAGGUCGGCCAAAAAUGAGAAAAGGAAGCAUAAAUCAGACAAGGUAUCUGAGGAUACCGACUAUGAGGAGGAAGAUGAAUUAGUAUCUGAUACUGAGCUUCAAGGUAAGAAGAAAAAGAAGCAGAGAAAAGAGCCUGUUGACACAUCAAUGGAGAGUAAGAGGGAAAUAACUCUCACAACACGUCAACGUGCUCUUCAAUCAAGCAAAGAUACGCCUUCUGCACCUGGUUCAAGCUUAGUUGAGUUUCCAAACGGUUUACCGCCUGCACCAUCAAGAAAGCAAAAGGAGAAACUCUCAGAAGUGGAGCAGCAGCUAAAGAAGGCGGAGGCUGCUCAGAGAAGAAGGAUGCAACUUGAAAAGGCCAACAGGGAAUCUGAGGCUGAGGCUAUUAGAAAAAUACUUGGCCAAGACUCCAGUAGGAAGAAGCGGGAAGAAAAGAUAAAAAAGCGUCAAGAAGAUUUGGCACAGGAAAAGGCUGUUAAUGAAGAGAUGCUUGCAUCAAAUACCAUCAGAUUGGUCAUGGGUCCUGCAGGAACAACAGUGACAUUUCCCAGGGAUUUGGGUUUCCCUACUAUAUUUGAUUCCAAACCCUUGAGUUACCCGCCGCCUCGUGAAAAGUGUGCGGGUCCAUCAUGCGCUAACCCAUACAAAUAUCGAGAUUCGAAGUCGAAGCUACCUCUUUGUAGUCUGCAGUGCUACAAGGCGAUUCAACAGCAUCUGACCUGCUAGUCUUGCUGAAAAUCAAGCUCUGCCCUCUUGUGCAUGUGGUAAACUCUGCACAUUUAUAUUCAUUUCAUCUCAGGGACUGAUUAAAAAUUGGGCUAAAUGUCUCCCCCUUUUUGGAGUUGAUAUUAAUGUAAUUAUUUUAGGUACAAAAAAUUAGUUUACUGAGUUUGUUUCCUGAGGGUCGAUCUGGGAAUUGACCCCAUGCUCAUUGCUCAACUCUCUUUUGCAAUGGCAUCUUUAUGGGCAAAUGACCACUUGGUUCAACAUUGCAACUGGCCACUUCAUAUUUCGUCUUUCUAAACUAAUUUUAUCAGAUUUAUCGCUUUGUUUGUGACGAUCUAUUU
This is a messenger RNA of Hibiscus syriacus, 2538 nucleotides long. RefSeq lists its product as uncharacterized. Bases 509 to 2197 code for a protein of 562 amino acids. The record is from RefSeq and is a predicted model, not a curated record. Gene Ontology annotation, cellular component: Ino80 complex. Gene Ontology annotation, biological process: chromatin remodeling. The transcript has 7 exons. NCBI's taxonomy places the organism in Eukaryota, Viridiplantae, Streptophyta, Magnoliopsida, Malvales, Malvaceae.